Messenger RNA from Macrosteles quadrilineatus (aster leafhopper), 810 nucleotides. RefSeq lists its product as uncharacterized. Gene Ontology annotation, molecular function: nucleic acid binding. The record is from RefSeq and is a predicted model, not a curated record. The transcript has a single exon. NCBI's taxonomy places the organism in Eukaryota, Metazoa, Arthropoda, Insecta, Hemiptera, Cicadellidae. The coding region runs from base 1 to 810 and encodes 269 amino acids. Gene Ontology annotation, biological process: DNA integration.
AUGUGCUGGUUUUCCCGUUACGGCUCACCCUUGCGCAUCACAACUGAUCAAGGACGCCAAUUUGAGUCAGCAUUAUUUCGUGCCCUUGGAAAGACCUUCGGUGUAGAGCGAAUCAGAACUUGCGGCUAUCACCCUUGUGCUAAUGGUUUAGUCGAGAGAUUCCAUCGGCAGUUUAAGGCAGCUCUCAUGUGCCACAAUGAUUCAACAUGGCUUGAAGCACUUCCCAUCGUACUACUCGGCAUUCGCAGCGCAUAUCGUGAAGACCUUCAGGCAUCUACUGCCGAAUUAGUUUUUGGCCACCAACUCCGUCUACCUGGAGAACUUCUAGACCUCCCUCAAGACACAACUCGUGAGGAGGACCCGGCUGACUAUGUAGUUCGCUUACGUCGACACAUGUCAAAUUUAAGACCUGUGCCCACAUCUUGGCAUGAUAAACCAAAGACCUUCGUUUUUCAGGAGUUAAAACGGUGUACUCACAUAUUUUUGCGAGAUGACUCUGUUAGACGAUCACUACAACCACCUUAUACUGGACCGUUUCCCGUAGUAUCUCGUGAUGAUAAAACUAUGACUAUAAUCCAUCGUGGUAAACGUGUGAAGGUGACGUUGGACAGAGUAAAGCCCGCGUAUCUAUUGCAAGAUCUUACUCCUUCAACACAUACACCCAUCCAUAAUAAACAUUCCAGAAAUCCACCCUCCACAGUGUUCCCACUCAAGACCCUACUCUCAAGCCAACCCAAGCCUUACGUGACCCGAUCUGGUCGUACUGUGAAAUUUAUAGUGCCCUGUCUUCCAGUCUCCGCAGGGGGCUAA